This is a messenger RNA of Procambarus clarkii (red swamp crayfish), 1633 nucleotides long. Lineage: Eukaryota; Metazoa; Arthropoda; Malacostraca; Decapoda; Cambaridae. The record is from RefSeq and is a predicted model, not a curated record.
GCCUCCUGUUGCACCUCUCAGACCUCCUGUUGCACCUCUCAGGCCUCCUGUUGCUCCUCUCAGACCUCCUGUUGCCCCUCUCAGACCUGUUGCACCUCUCAGACCUCCUGUUGCACCUCUCAGACCUCCUGUUGCACCUCUCAGACCUCCUGUUGCACCUCUCAGGCCUCCUGUUGCUCCUCUCAGGCCUCCUGUUGCACCUCUCAGACCUCCUGUUGCACCUCUCAGGCCUCCUGUUGCUCCUCUCAGACCAUCCUGUUGCACCUCUCAGGCCUCCUGUUGCUCCUCUCAGACCAUCCUGUUGCACCUCUCAGGCCUCCUGUUGCACCUCUCAGACCUUCCUGUUGCACCUCUCAGACCUCCUGUUGCACCUCUCAGACCUCCUGUUGCACCUCUCAGGCCUCCUGUUGCACCUCUCAGACCUUCCUGUUGCACCUCUCAGACCUCCUGUUGCACCUCUCAGACCUCCUGUUGCACCUCUCAGACCUCCUGUUGCACCUCUCAGACCUUCCUGUUGCACUUCUCAGACCUCCUGUUGCCCCUCUCAGACCUCCUGUUGCACCUCUCAGACCUCCUGUUGCACCUCUCAGGCCUCCUGUUGCUCCUCUCAGACCAUCCUGUUGCACUUCUCAGGCCUCCUGUUGCACCUCUCAGAUCUCCUGUUGAACCUCUCAGACCUCCUGUUGCACUUCUCAGACCUCCUGUUGCCCCUCUCAGACCUCCUGUUGCACCUCUCAGGCCUCCUGUUGCACCUCUCAGGCCUCCUGUUGCACCUCUCAGACUUCCUGUUGCACCUCUCAGAUCUCCUGUUGCACCUCUCAGACCUCCUGUUGCACCUCUCAGACCUCCUGUUGCACCUCUCAGGCCUCCUGUUGAACCUCUCAGACCUCCUGUUGCACCUCUCAGACCUUCCUGUUGCACCUCUCAGACCUUCCUGUUGCACCUCUCAGACCUUCCUGUUGCACCUCUCAGGCCUCCUGUUGCACCUCUCAGGCCUCCUGUUGCACCUCUCAGACCUCCUGUUGCACCUCUCAGGCCUCCUGUUGCACCUCUCAGGCCUCCUGUUGCACCUCUCAGACCUCCUGUUGCACCUCUCAGGCCUCCUGUUGCACCUCUCAGACCUCCUGUUGCACCUCUCAGGCCUCCUGUUGCACCUCUCAGGCCUCCUGUUGCACCUCUCAGACCUCCUGUUGCACCUCUCAGACCUCCUGUUGCACCUCUCAGGCCUCCUGUUGCACCUCUCAGGCCUCCUGUUGCACCUCUCAGACCUCCUGUUGCACCUCUCAGGCCUCCUGUUGCACCUCUCAGACCUCCUGUUGCACCUCUCAGGCCUCCUGUUGCACCUCUCAGGCCUCCUGUUGCACCUCUCAGGCCUCCUGUUGCACCUCUCAGGCCUCCUGUUGCACCUCUCAGGCCUCCUGUUGCUCCUCUCAGACCAUCCUGUUGCACCUCUCAGGCCUCCUGUUGCACCUCUCAGACCUUCCUGUUGCACCUCUCAGACCUCCUGUUGCACCUCUCAGACCUCCUGUUGCACCUCUCAGGCCUCCUGUUGCACCUCUCAGACCCUCCUGUUGCACCUCUCAGACCCUCCUGUUGCACAUCUCAGGCCUCCUGGGGGCCUGAGAGACAAAAG